Messenger RNA from Diversispora eburnea, 810 nucleotides. NCBI's taxonomy places the organism in Eukaryota, Fungi, Glomeromycota, Glomeromycetes, Diversisporales, Diversisporaceae. The record is from the annotation of a GenBank genome assembly.
AUGGUAAACGCAACGGAAUGGUUGGAAACAAAUUAUCCAUCUAACGGAACCUGUACCAGAAUUGAAGACACUGAAAAUUGCAGCAAUGAUAAUGCUAAAAUUCGUAGUCAGAUUGUUAAUUUAAAUAUUGAUAAUCAGGAUUUAGAUGGUGAUUUUUCGGUGAAAGGAUUCACCAACCUUGUCAAAGCUAAUUUCUCUUUUAACAAACUAACUAAUGCUUUCGACUUAAAAAUAUCCAUUGAACUUGAAGAAUAUGAUUAUUCAAAUAAUCAACAUAGAGGGGAUUGGGGUGGUUCAUCGUCUAUCUUUCCUAAACUUAAAAAGUUUAAUCUUUCUCAUAAUUAUAUAACUAAAAUUACUUUUCAAGCACCGCAACUUACUCAUAUAGACGUUAGUCAUAAUUAUUUAAGUGAAUUAAAUUUAAAAGGCAUAGCUGAUUUACAAACUUUGAACUGUUCAAACAAUCUAAACUUAGAAAAUUUAACUUUGCCUAACAAUUUCAAACCAUCAGUUUUAGAUUGUUACAACACUUACUUAAAAAACAUAACCUUUUCUAACUCAUCCAUAUUUGAUUGUGAAAAAGGUGUUUUUAUCACUUCAACAAACACUACUACUCCCACUGAUACGAUUACAAAAACAGCAACACCGACUUUUCACACGAUUCCAACCACUCAUGAAAAUCUCUCUUUAAAACUCGGUCUCGGAUUAGGAAUUCCUUUCGCUAUUACUUUACUCGGAUUAUUGACUUUUUUUGGUUAUAAAUACAAAAAAAACAGAACUCCCGAAUUUCGAGUCGGAGGAAAUAAAUAA